This is a messenger RNA of Pseudophryne corroboree (corroboree frog), 6046 nucleotides long. It is a transcript of the gene ARHGEF28, whose product is annotated as Rho guanine nucleotide exchange factor 28. NCBI's taxonomy places the organism in Eukaryota, Metazoa, Chordata, Amphibia, Anura, Myobatrachidae. Gene Ontology annotation, molecular function: guanyl-nucleotide exchange factor activity. Gene Ontology annotation, biological process: regulation of Rho protein signal transduction. The transcript has 34 exons. Bases 407 to 5371 code for a protein of 1654 amino acids. The record is from RefSeq and is a predicted model, not a curated record.
GCUCUCCCCUCAUUAUGUAAAUGAGAAGCGCACUACACGUGGUCCCGGUGCCCUACUUCCAGCCUCCUAGGUGGGGCAGAGCCAGGCCAGCAGCCGCCAGACGGUUGGGGAGGGACGAGCGGUCAGACUGGGAGGGGACAUCACACAGAGACCGGUUGCUGCUGCCAACUCUCCAGCCCCGGAUUCACUCAGCCACAGCAGCAGCUGCCGGACUUGUAACUCAGCGAGUGCUCCUGAACCUGGGAUCCCGGAGGAGGCAUCAAGUUACAGGGAACAGAGGAGACAUGUCUCCGGGACAUCACCUGCCUCUGGAGGGGGAGAACUGAGCACCUGGGGAUAUUACAGACUGGGAACCAUUAUCCAGGUGCUGCCAGCUGGACAGGGAGCACAGUGCACAGUUGCAGAGAUGGAGCUGAGCCACACAGAAGUGCCUCUCUAUGGUCAGAUGACGGUAUUUGCACAGUUUAGUGAAGAUCUCCAUCUCCCAGAGGACGCAGAGUUUUACUUUGUUUACAAUGGGUCCAGUCACAGACACGUUACAUUUGCCGAACGCCUCACUGCUAAUUCUCUGCGAUCCAUUCUCCCAGGUCACAAUUGCCCAGAGACAUUAAUGGUGACUGUUUGUAUGCAUACCCAUGGCUACUCCCCAGUAAUUGUGGCUUGUACAUCUAUUGCUUAUGUGAUGGAUAAAGCAUGCAGUAUAGCUCACUUUCUAAAGAGCCAUUGUGACAGCCUCACAUCUUCCAGUCACCAGACCUUACUGGAUCAGUUUGAUGUGACCAUCAAUGAACUACACUUGCUGGACAGAAAUAUGAUGCUGUGUUUAGUGCAUGAAGGCCUACCAUCUUCUUGGGAUGUUCUUGGAUCAUAUUCUGAAACGGAGAAUCUUUGUCAUGAAACCCUUUUACAUCUAACAAUGAGAUGGGGAUUGACAGAACUGUCACAUUACCUCCUGUAUCUGCCUGGUGGAACGUCUGCAUUGAGUAGAGUGAACAAGGAAGGGGAGACCCCGGUAGAACUUGCUGUUCGGAAUGGUCACACCAAACUGAUCGAGCGUAUAACACAUUUUCAGGAACUGCCUCCCCUUGACUUCUGCACAGCCGCAAUCAAUCCUGAUUCCUAUCUACGGUUCUGUCGUUCCAAUGGGGUAUUGAUAUUAACCCAGUAUCAGACUUCUGGAGACUCGGUGGAAUCGGAAAUAGAACUCUUCAGAAAAUGUUUGUGCGAUACCAACUUCUUUGAGAAGAUUGUAAACUCCAUGCACUGUAGGACUGACAAGAAGCAGAUGUCACUAGAUGGAAUGAGCCCAGGAGGAGAAAAAAGACAUUCAUCAGCAGAUGCCCUGAAGAGAUUGAAAUACCCACCCACUAUGCUCGCUGCAACCAGACUCUCUGCCAUGCUCAAUGGGAAUGAUGAGGUGUAUGUCAACUCUAUGGUAGUAGAUGAAGUUAAUGAUUCAGACCUCGGCUUCAUUCACCUGGACAACGCUGGCAGUGAUGCCUCUUAUGCGGACUCCACCCCAACGUCUCAGAGCUCUCUCAGAGAUGUCAGUUCCUCUGCUUGUGCUUCCCCUGAGAAUAUCCCAUCAGAGAUAAACGAUGGGGAGAAUGCAGACUCCUCCGCCUACAUGUCACCUUCUAGGCUUUCCUCACCUGGGGGCACCAACCGACAGUGCAGAACGCUGGGAUAUGGAGCCAGCAGGAAUACAGCUUACACAAGUAUCAAGAAGAGAAGUUCCAGCUUAGAUGGACUUGAUGCUGACAGCGAAGGAGAGGGGACGUAUAGCAGAUAUCACGAUUCUAGUUCUCCAACUAAGGAGGACACCUCCGGCCUGCUGGGGAACAGUGGUGAUGAGCUGGACUCCCCCGAGACAAAUGCUGAUCUAAGUUUCCAAAUCAGUCAAUCAGGAACUUUACCCCUCUCUCAGAGUAAGGAUCAAUUGGCCGCUGGUCUUAGAUUCCGCUCUUACUCUUGUUCAUCUCCAAAAAAUUUUCUUGGAAAGCCUCGCUUGACACGUGACCUUUCUAUUGGUGACCCCGGGGAGGAACGAGCGUACAGCCUUCCUGAUCAGUCACGAGACAAAAGAAUUGAAGAAGAGGAAUGGGACAGGUAUAUGACACCUUCAAAACCAGAAUCUGAGAAAAACAAAGUCAGCCGCACUUUCAGCUUCUUGCGGAGCAGGAUGACUAGCACGCGGAACAAAAGCAAGACCAAAAACAAGGAUGUGAAGGAGAAGGUGAACAGACACCAGUUUGUGGUUGGCACGUUCUCGGGUGUGGUACCGUGUCUGGUGUGUGAGAAAGCUCUUCUUGGGAAAGAAUCCCUGCAGUGCUCCAACUGCAAUGUGAACGUACACAAGGCCUGCAAGGAUGCAGCCCCAGCAUGUACAAAGAAGUUUCAGGACCGGUAUCAUCCCAAGUACAAGCAACCAGCUGUCAUUUCAAAUUCAUCUUUCAAGGACGUCCCUCAGCCAGUUCCCUCCGCCAUUCCUCCCUCGACAUCCGUGUCUCUUGGACUAUCCUCUGGAAAGAAAGAUUUUUCACAGUCAGUAAAUCCACUGACUAGAAGCAUGACCUUGGCCAGUAUAGACAGGAGAUCGGAGCAGUCAUUGGAAUCUGACGGAGACACAAGUGGCUCUAGAUCCAGGUCACAGUCAGAAGAGCUCUUACAAACUAUGGGAACUCCUCCAUCGGUUGACGCCUUCCCCAUUGAAGAUGUUGUAGACGCAGCUCUGUCGAGUGACUUCAGUAGCGACACUCUGGAGUUUGAAGCGGAAUCCUGGAGUUUAGUGGUGGAGUCGUCUUUCUGCAGCAAGCAAGAGAAAGAUGUCAUCAAGAGGCAAGAUGUUAUCUUUGAACUCAUGCAGACGGAACUGCAUCACAUCCAGACCCUGUCCAUUAUGUCUGAGAUAUUCAGGAAAGGGAUGAAGGAGGAGCUGCAGCUGGACCACAGCACCGUGGAUAAAAUCUUCCCUUGCCUCGAUGAGCUGCUGGAGAGCCACAAGUCCUUCUUCUGCGGCCUGAGGGAGCGGAAGCUGGAGUCCAGGGAAGGCAGUGACAGGAACUUUGUGAUCAACAGAAUUGGAGAUAUCCUAGUACAGCAGUUUUCAGCGGAGAAUGCAGAUAAAAUGAAACGGAUUUAUGGCGAAUUCUGCAGUCACCACAUUGAGGCCGUGAACUUGUUCAAAGAGCUGCAACAGAAUAAAAAGUUCCAGAACUUCAUAAAAGAGACAAACAGUAAUCUACAGGCUCGUCGCCGGGGGAUCCCUGAAUGCAUACUCCUCGUAACACAGCGCAUCACCAAGUACCCGGUGCUGGUGGAGAGGAUAUUGCGCUAUACACCAGAGGCGACGGAGGAACACAAGGACCUGUGCCGAGCCCUCAUCCUAAUUAAGGACAUGAUCGCUGCUGUAGAUUUAAGAGUCAGUGAGUUUGAAAGAAAACAAAAGCUGGAAGAGUUUGUAAAUAAGAUUGAAAAUAAGACAUUGACAAAAAUGAAGAAUGGGCGUGUGUUUACAAAGCAGGAUAUAAGGAGCAAUGAGCAGGUGCUUCUUCACGAGGGCGUCAUCCUGUGGAAAACUGCCACUGGGAGAUUUAAAGAUAUACAAGCUCUUCUGUUAACGGACGUGUUGCUGUUUCUUCAAGAAAAAGAUCAAAAGUAUAUAUUUGCUGCUGUGGAUCAGAAACCACCGGUUAUUCCUCUCCAAAAGCUGAUAGUGCGGGAAGUGGCCAAUGAGGAACGUGGGAUGUUUUUAAUAAGUGCAUCAUCUGCUGGGCCUGAAAUGUAUGAAAUUCACACUACUUCCAAAGAAGAACGCAACUCCUGGAUGAGGCAGAUACAGGACGCUGUACAGAGUUGUCCAGAAGAGGAAGAAGGAAAGACCUGUGAAUCGGAUGACGAUAAGCGGGUUGCUGAAGCGCAAGUAGCAAAAGCCCAUAAAUAUCAAGAAGCUUUGAGCUACCAUGACCAGCAGAUUUGUAGCUGUUUGGAAGAAAAGCUCCAGAACUUUGCAGAACUUGCAGCUCUGUGUGGGGGGAAAGAUAUGCACCUAGAACCCCAGCUUCUCAUUAAGGCAGACUCUGGAGAGAUCCCGCAGGCGGCAUCAUUGCUGGUGGCCGCACUGAAAGAAGCCGAAAGCCUUUAUGCUGUUUUAACAUCACAAAUGGAGACUUCAGUAUGGUCACCAGAUGACUGUGAGCCACCCAGCAGAUCUAAGAGCUGUUCCAGCACAAAUCCAUUUGAAGAGGUUGAUGAGUUGGACUGCGACUAUGUGUCUCCUGAUGUCAGAGAGGGGGAUCCGUGUAAUGCUGAUCUCUAUACUUCACCAGCAGAGAGUUAUGUGGACAUGUCUUUUCCUGAAGAAAAGGUUGAAUUUGCACAGGCCACAGGCUAUAAGCAAGCAGAGGUCUUGCAGACAAUACAAAACCUGACACGUCUCUUGUACAGUAUACAGGCUACUGUAACCAUGCAAGACAGCCAUAUAGAACUCCAUAAGGCGUUAUUCCAGGAUCAUGAGCCGGGCAGUAAGGGAUUUGCCCUCCGUGGGUCUCUGCUACAGGAACAGUACCGCCACCUAGAAAAGCACCGCGGAGAGGUGGUCAAUUUGCACAAACUUCAGCACCAGUUUCAUCAGGAACAGCAGCGCUGGGCCCGGGAGUGCGACCAGAAGGAGAGGGAACACGAGGAGAAGGAGAGCAUGCUCCAGCAGAGGGAGAGAGAGUGCCAGUGUCAGGAGCAUCUGCUGGACGAGAGAAGGGAAGAACUGAGUCACCAGAUUCAGGACUUCCAACAAAAUGUGGAUAGACUGCAGGAAGGUCAGAGGCUGGUGGAGAAUGAAAGAGAUGAGCUCUGCGUACAAAACAAGCUCCUCAAGCACUGGAAGCAUACUUGCCAGAACAGUUUGCCGGCGCUCUAUCCACACCAUAAAACAGAGGGUGUAAGAAACUCCCAGCCUGACAGUUUACAAAAUGAAGACUCUGUCUAUAUUAGCAAUGCUCUGGCUCAUAUAUCGCUCAGCAACAUUACAGCACUUCCAAACUCCGGUUAUUCCGAUGCUCACGUGGAUAAUACCUCUGACUUUGUAGAGACUUCUAAGAACAGUUCUGUGGACAUCUCUAAUGAACCCUGGAGCGCCUUAAUUUCCCAGCAGCAGAGUCUUGAGAAUUCCUCCCGGCACAGUAAUAAAGACGCCUGUAAUAAUGAUCUUAAUGCUGCCCAUGUCAUAUUCUGUGGGACAUUACUGGCUUCAUCCGGACAUAAUAUAAAUGCAGGGACCCCUCAAUCAUCGCAGCCGUCUGAGAAAACACACCAUACUGACACUCCAAAGGACAUAGAAAAUGGGUGUGUGGAAGAGAACAUUGUUUACAUCUGAUUGGGAGCAGGCCACAUUGUCACAUUAUGUGCCAUAAUUCUCUUUGCUGGUGGAACUUACAUCAGACAUUGUACAUUAUCGAUCACUUUAUCUUUGUUAGAAUUGCCAUUGAUUGGCAGUAAUUCUAAAAUGUUGCACGUGGAUGCCAAAAUCCAUUUUUGUGAUAUCGACGGUCAUUCUGGUCAGUGACUGAAAUCAGCCUAGUGCAAACAGUGCUACGAUCGGCUACUAAUGCCUCAAUGACAAUAAACUUAUAUUCACUACUACAUGUUUCAGAUACAGAGAUGUUGUAUAACUCCACGGAUGUUCUUUAUGUUAGAAGAGUAUCUCAAGAAGAGAAUGAUGGAUUAUUCAGUGGACUAAAUAUAAUGCUGUCUAUGGCCUUUGUUUGUGUAAGAAAAUAUUUAAUGAAUAUGAACUUUGGUCCUAGAGAUUGCUAUGUAAGUACCCUUGAGAGUUUAAAGGGUAAACUUUUUUUUUUCUUGUGGAAAACACUAAGUUAUUAUCUUUUUUUUUUUUUUUUUACAUGCUGUAAAUGACUUUUCACUGCUUUAGCAACUUUCCAAGUGACCAAUGCAUACAUUCUGUUAAACAUGCCAAAUCUCUGCAGUGUCAAGAAAUAUUCCUGGUUGUGUUCACUGUCUACAAGCAUUAAAGAGCACAGCAUCAAAAAUC